Protopolystoma xenopodis is the source of this 426-nucleotide messenger RNA. NCBI's taxonomy places the organism in Eukaryota, Metazoa, Platyhelminthes, Monogenea, Polystomatidea, Polystomatidae. The record is from the annotation of a GenBank genome assembly.
AUGUUUCCUCAGCUACACCCUGGAGCAGUGUCAUCCUCGCUUCCAGGCGUCAAUCGCAAGCCGCCACGUCUGCGCAUGCAUCCGCGACGGAGCGAGCAAAGCAAGAACCCUGGAAUGUUGUUACCUGGACUUCUGGCUACCCCUUCUUUAGCCCCUUACCCUAUAAUCCUACUCGGAGAAGGGAGGCCUGGCGGUACAUUACCUACUUCUUGGUGCACCAGGUCAGUAUUUCCUAACUCAUUCUUGUUUCUGCAAUGCAUUUUUGAGAUUCGUAGAGGACGCAUAGUGACACAGUCUCCGAGACAAAGCUCAUCAUUUAACUUAUCUGGCGUAUGGUUCCUGUUCCAAUUAAUUUCUGGCCAACAUGAUCGUUUUAGUCUGAACUAUUUUUGUGGGCUAAUUUGCUUUUCUAAGCGCUCGGAUUAG